This is a messenger RNA of Laetiporus sulphureus 93-53, 762 nucleotides long. RefSeq lists its product as uncharacterized. The record is from RefSeq and is a predicted model, not a curated record. The transcript is spliced from 2 exons. Bases 1 to 762 code for a protein of 253 amino acids. Lineage: Eukaryota; Fungi; Basidiomycota; Agaricomycetes; Polyporales; Laetiporaceae.
AUGGCCCUGCUGCAUUUGGAAGGUGGCACGUUCACAUACAUGUCCGAAUAUGCAACCAGAGCAGCAGCACGGCAGGCACUUGGCACAUGGGAAGACUUCAUCAACAUUCUCAAAGUGAACUACAGAACCCUCGACCUGGACAAGGAUGCGCAGCAGCAUCUGAAGGAUAUCUGUGGCAAGAUGCACACUGCACUCAUCGGCUACAUCGCUGAACAUCGAAGCAAGGACGUACACCAGGCAAUGGUCACACGAGACAGUCUAGGAAUUUCUGAUCCCAUCACAUGGCCAGAAUAUCUCGACCUAUGCCUUCAAUUAGAGUCCAAGUUCAGGGCCGAUAAGGCAGGACAGCGUGGAAUGGUAACAACGACAUCAUCAUCGGCACCACAGGCCUCGAAAGACCCCAAUGCAAUGGUCGUGAAUAGAGUAUCCACCCUCACCAAGGAACAAGAAGGAUGGCUGGAGAAGAAGCUGUGUGUACGAUGUGGGAAACACCCCUUCAUUUUUAAACAGCGAUGCCCAGACCCCAAGUACAAAGGCAAGUUCGAAAUGCCAAAGCGGGGCCAAGCAACAAGGGCAAUUUCUUCAAACACGGCCUCAGACAUCUCCGACGACAGCAAGGCGAGAUACGAAGCAGUCCGUGCUUUCAUCGCCAGCUACGACGUGAAGGGAAAGGAAAAGGAGGCAGAACCGGAACCAGCUGUCGAAGCAGCUAGGAUCACGGAGGUAGAAGAUGAUAAGGAUUUUCUUCGAUGGGUUCUCUGA